AUGAAAAAACUUCAUGUUCAUAAAUAUAUUAAGCUAAUUAAUUUUUUAAAUAAAAAACAAAAAUGUGUUUCUCUUAAUUUUAACAAUGUAAUAAAUAAAGCCCAAAAUAAAGAUAUUCAUAAUUAUCAAAAUUCAAUAAAAAUAGAGGUAUUAAAUAAUGGUGUAGAGCAAAAUGAUAAAAUAAAUAACGACAAUAAAAAUAAUGGUAAAAAUGAUGGUAAAAAUAAUUAUUUCUUUCCAAAUGGAGGAAAAGGAAGAAAGCAUACUUCUUUAUUAACAGACCCGAAAUACAAAAAUAACGAUUUGGUAAUUAAAAUAAAUUACAAAACACAUGAAGAAAUGGGAAAGUUCGAUUCAAUACAAUUUGGAAAAUUAAAAAAUAAUAAUUUAAAAGAGGCUGAAUUUAAAUUGAAAAAAGCUAUUAUGUUUAUGAAUCCUAAUACUAAAAUCGAUUCUGAAUUUUCCAAAAAUGAAUCACAAAAUGCAAAGCAACAAAGACAUGACUGUGAAAAAUACAAGUCAAUGUACAUAAAUAAUAAUAUUGAGAAUUAUUCAAAUGUAAUAAAAAAAAACAGAGUUGACAUAUUUAACAAUUUAGAAAAUGUAAAAAAGUUAAAAUAUUGUGAAUAUUUCGCAAGUAAUAAUAUAAACAGAAAUAACUCUGAAGAAAUCCCCAAAACAGAAAACAUAAAUUGCAUAAAUAAAGAAAUAGAUGAAAAUAAAAUAAAAUCAAAUAAUGUAAAUGGAAAUAAUAAUAAAUAUAAUGAAACAAAUUGUGAAGAAUUUGAAACUUGCGCUAAAGUAAAAAUUACCAAAGAAAAUAUUAUAAAUAUGAAUGAAAUAAAAAAAAUUGAAAAUGAUGAAAAUAUAAAUCAAGAAAAAAAAAUCGAACAUAACGAAAGUGAGAAUAAUAUGAAAAAUGACGAAAUUGGUGAAAAUAGUAUAAAAAAUGACGAAAAUAAUAAAACAAAUGAAAAAACAACAAAAAAAAAUAAUAAAUGUUUAUAUCCCCAUGAAAUAGUAGAAUAUUUAAAUAAAUAUAUAAUAGGACAAUCAGAAGCAAAAAAAGUUGUGGCAAAUGCAUUAAGACAAAGAUGGAGACGAACCCAACUUGAUGACGAUAUGAAAAAAGAUGUAAUUCCUAAAAAUAUAUUAAUGAUAGGACCAACAGGUGUAGGCAAAACUGAAAUUGCUAGAAGAAUAUCUAUGUUUAUAGAUGCACCUUUUAUUAAAGUAGAAGCAACUAAGUUUACAGAAGUUGGUUUUCACGGAAAAGAUGUAGAUCAAAUAAUUAAAGAUUUAGUCGAAAUUGCAGUAAAAAGACAAAAAAGUAAAAUGGAAAAUGAAAUAAAAGAACAAGCAGAAGAAACUGUAGAUAAUAUAAUAUUAUACUCUCUUUUAGGAAAUAGUAUAAAAUAUGAAGAAAAACAAAUUUGGAAAAAAUAUUUAAAAGAAGGAUUAUUAGAUGAUAAAAUUAUAAAUAUUGAUAUACCAAGUUAUAUAAAUAAUAAUAAUAAUAUGUUUACAAAUGAUUCUGUUGAAAAUGCUGUAAAAGAAGCAUUAAGUAAUCAUCAAAAUAUAAAAAGUGUUAAAAUAAUACAUCAAAAUAUGAACAAACAAAAUGAUAAAAGAACAAUGACAAUAAAAGAAGCAAAACAAAAACUAUUACAAAUAGAAAUAGAUUCAUCUAUUAAUCAAGAUGUGAUUCUUAAAACAGCGAUAAAUUCUGUUGAAGAAGAAGGAAUAGUAUUUAUUGAUGAAAUAGAUAAAAUAUGUUCAAAAUCUUCUUCAUCUUAUAAUGGACCAGAUGCAAGUGCUGAAGGAGUUCAGCGCGAUCUGUUACCUUUAAUUGAAGGGUGUGUUAUAAACACAAAAUAUGGAAAUAUAAAUACAAAUUAUAUUUUGUUUAUUGCAUCAGGAGCUUUUCAAAGAGUUAAACCAAAUGAUAUGUUAAAUGAAUUACAAGGAAGGUUGCCUGUGCAUGUAAAUUUAUCAAGUUUAUCUAUACAAGAUUUUAUAGAAAUUUUAACAAAAACACAUAAUAAUUUAUUAAAACAAAAUAUAGCUUUAUUAAAAACAGAAGGUAUUGAUCUUAAUUUUACGGAUGAUGCAAUUGAAUCUAUUGCAAAUGCUGCACAUGAUAUGAAUACACAUAUAGAGAAUAUUGGAGUUCGACGAUUGCACACAAUUAUUGAAAAAAUAAUGGAGGAAAUCAAUUAUGAUGUUCAUAAAAAUGCUAACAAGUCAAUAGUAAUUGAUAAAGAGGUUGUUAAAAAAUCUCUAGAAGGUUUUAUCAAACAGUUUGACUUGAAAAAAUACAUAAUUUAG
This is a messenger RNA of Plasmodium berghei ANKA, 2328 nucleotides long. RefSeq names its product ATP-dependent protease ATPase subunit ClpY, putative. NCBI's taxonomy places the organism in Eukaryota, Apicomplexa, Aconoidasida, Haemosporida, Plasmodiidae. Gene Ontology annotation, molecular function: ATP binding; ATP hydrolysis activity; peptidase activity. The transcript has a single exon. Gene Ontology annotation, cellular component: HslUV protease complex. The record is from RefSeq and is a predicted model, not a curated record. Bases 1 to 2328 code for a protein of 775 amino acids.